AAAAGAUAUUGUCAAUAAAAAGCGCUAAUUUAAGAUUUUAAGCUUAUUUACCAAUUAAUAAAUCAAUUAAUGCCAUAUUUUAUUUUAAUAAUAAUUUAUGUAAUGCUCUAAGUUUAUAUUUCUCAGUCAUGGAAGAAGAGAAACUUAUAAGAAAGAAGAAAAAGGCAUUAAAUGGUAGCAAUAGACGUGCUUUAGCUGAAGCUUACAAUGAUUUAGCAACUUAUUAUUACAAACAAACUCGCUAUAGUGACGCAUUAGAAGAGUAUAAAAAUGAGGCUGCUGUUUGUAAAGAUCUCGGGCUUCGUAUGGAGUGGGGCACUUGUAAUAGGAUGAUAGGAGAGAUGUACAUGCUUAUGGCAGAGUUUGAUAAGGCACUUAAGUAUGAAGAACGUCAUUUAGCUGUUGCAAAAGAAUUAAACAAUUUAGUGGAAGAGCAAAGAGCAAUGGCUACGCUUGGAAGGAUAUAUUUGUUGCGCGGACAGAGCUCUGCUGAAGAUGGGGAAGCAAAACAAUCAUUAACGGCAGCAGAGAAAGCAUUCAUGAAGAGCUUAGUGCUCUGUGAGAAGUUGAAUGGCAAAAUAAACAAAACAGAAUUAAUGGAUAUGAGAGCCCGUCUGCUCCUUAACAUUGGAGUAGUACAAGAGCACCUAGGACAUUUAGACAAGGCAAUCGACUGCAUACAUAAAGCUAUAACAAUUUGUUCAAAUCAGGAUCUUUAUGAAGUUCUUCACAACUGUUACACCACAGAAGCUUUAUUGCAUAGUAAUAAAAAAAAAGAUUAUGCCAAAGCCUUGAGUUGUUUGAAUAAAGCUUUGGAAGUUGCCAGUAGACUUGAAGAUAAGGUCAUAAAAUCAUGUGAAACUUUAUCCACUAAGGGUGAUAUAUUGUGUAAGAUGUCGGAUUACCAAAGUGCAAAGCAAGUUCUCCUCAAAGCCUGGAAAUUAAAAACUCCUGAUGAAGAAGAGAGAGAAAACAUUGAGUCUAAUCUUAAAGUUGUCGCUGCCAUAUGUUACACAGAAGACUUACUCAUAUCCACGGAUCCAUCAGACCAUAAAACAUUUAAGAUGCUCUAUGAGAAACUAGGAGAUGGUGCUUGUCAUUUGAGAAACUAUGCUGGAGCUGUUGAGUUCUAUUUGAAGAUGUUAGAUCAUGCUGAAAUGGCCGGGGACUGUGGGAAGACAUUGAUUCCUAUUUACGUCAGUUUGUAUCAAACAUAUAAAGACAUGGGAUACUACAAUGACGCGUUACAAUAUUACUACAAGGAGUAUGAACUCAUAAAAGAUGUUGCAAAGGAAGCGUACACAACAUUAUACAAUAUCGCCGAAGUGUCGUUCCUUGCUAAGAGACCUUAUGAUCAGAUCGAGAAAGCUUGCUAUGAUGCUAGAAAUGCUGCAAGAGAUUGGAAUAAGAAGAAAUAUGAAAUCAGAAUCUUAAAGAAUCUUUUAAAAUAUCAAGAUGAAUACAACGAGAUUGACAAGAUGGAGUUAACGAAAACUGAGUUAAGGUCUUUAGGAUAUGACGAUUUCGAUAACCUGGACCAAUCGGAAGAUGAACAGAGUUCCGUUGGCGGAGGGGACGAAGAUACACACAUCGGAGAUGAUAUAUGCCUUGAAGAUUUGACAGAUCUGUCUGACACUAAUGAGGAGGAUUUGAAGGAAACUAAACACGAAACUCGAAGAAGAGGCAAAGGAUUCGCCAUCAAGAAGAAUAUGAAAGGGGAGACACAGUUGCAUGUUGCCUGCAUAUCCGGCAACAAGCUGCUAGUGGAGCGCCUGCUGGGCAAGGGCCACCCGGUGAACGUGCGAGACAACGCGGGCUGGCUGCCGCUGCACGAGGCCUGCAUACACGGCCGCCUGGAGGUGGGCCGCCUGCUCAUACGGCACGGGGCCAGCGUCAACGACAGGGGCGGGGUCAACUGUGACGGUAUAACACCGCUUUACGAUGCUGCUAGUAACGGACAUUUAGAAGUGGUACAGCUAUUGCUAGACAACGGAGCCAUACCGACUCUUAAAACAGACUUUGGUGAAACUCCACUUCAAGUACUACAAAAAUGGCGAGCAGGCACGAUCCUAACGAAGGAUGAAGAAAUCUUGUACAAUAAUAUAUUCAAUAAAAUCAAUAAUCUUAGUGACAAGACAAAUCCUUCAGAGGCAAUACUGAAUAGAUCGAAAUCUAAAACCCCCGUUAAGCCUAUUCAAGAUAAGUCUCCCCCAAGUACGUCUAAAAUGACAAGCAGAAUAAAGGAACUGUAUUCGCCAGCGUUUAAAAGACGUAAUAUUAUUGACGACGACAGCGAUGAUGAAAUAAACAUGUCACAAAAUGUGAGAAAUCAAACGGCGUUUCCAUCAGACUCUAACUCCUCCGAUGAAGAAGAAAAUACAAAGAAAGGAAACAGCAAAACAUCAGGAGUCAAAGAAUACAGAAGUGCUAUAUCCGCUCUAAGAAAUAGAAACUCAGAUUUGCCUGAAGUUGAUGUUAAGAAGUCAAAAAUGAAACCAGCUUUAUUAAACCCCGAUGAAGUCGACGACGAUUGGUUGGAUGAUGAUGUCGGUAUCAUGAACAAGACGAAGAAGCGAAAACUUAGCGAUCCGUUAACUAUAGUAGCAAAAAAAACUUCAAUAGACAGCUUGAAAGAUAGCAUAGACAAUAUUAACAAAAUCAGUCCUUUAACAGAUAACAAUUUUCAUUCAACGAGGAAAUCACGCAUAAGUGAAAUCAUAGAUCACAGUGAAAACAGCUCAGACUCCGAUCAAUUUCAAAUAAACGAAAAUGUUUGUCCGAUGAAGUCGAUCGAAUCUAUGAGAAAUAUAACGAGGGAAUUUGAUAAUUCAAAGUUACAAGAUACGAGAGGCAACAUGAGACGUCGAUGGAAAAGACAAAGUACAUUAUUGAAAGCAGGUUUUCAAAGAAAGAAGUCUGAUAUGGACCAAUCAAGUAACAGCGGCAGUGAUACAGAAUUUUCAACUAAAAAAACAAAGCAACGAAUACAAACUGGAACGUUUUCUAGACAUCCGUCGAAUGAGAACUUUAAUUACACGAAUUCUAACGAUGGUUUCAGUAUCAUGCAAAAUAUCAAUCCCAAUAUUGUGCAGCCAAUGAACGUGAUACAGCCGAUAAGUAUAAUGCAGUCUAAAAACGGUAGAGCGAUGCAAACCCAAAUAUUGCCUCCAGCUGCCGUUAAAGUUAAAGUUGAGGACAAAGUUUUUCUUAUAUCUUUGAAGUUGGAUAUGAUAAACAAACUAACAAUCAGCUGGCUGGUUGAGGAAGUUAAAUCAAGAUAUUAUAAAAUAACAGGGGUCCGUCCGGUAUUUAGUUUGAUGACGUCUGAUGGAGCGAUUCUGUCAGAAGAAGAUCCACUAAGCCUAGUUCUCGCAUCUCCUGAAUUGAAUACUUGUAUCACGACUUUUAAAGCCUCACCCGCUGAAGAGAGGUACCUUGAGUGUUGUGACGCUCUGGAUAUACCCCCAUCCGAAGAAAUUCAACAAGCUGUCGGAAGAAGUCAUACCACCCGAAGACUUGCAUUAGGCUCAGACACACUCUCCCCCUUACAGAUACGUCCCUUAUUCAGAGCACUUACACACCAAACUCACAUCACAGCCAUUAUGUUACCUAACAACAACAUAGGAGAUGAAGGCAUGAAAUAUCUAACAGAAAGUAUGUGUACAAUGAAACAUUUGACAAUAUUAGACAUUAGCAGAAAUAACAUAAGCGGCGAUGGCAUAAAAAUAUUACUCAACGCAUACGAAAAAGCAACCAGACCUGUUUGUCAAACAUUAGAAGACAUAGAUUUGAGCGGGAACUCUAUAAGCGAUGAUGGAUUCAAAUCAAUAUUGAAAUUGAGCCAACAUUUAAAAAUUAAAGUUUUGAAGUUGAAUAGUUGUAAUAUAACUCAUAAUGCCCUGCCUGAAACGAAUAAGUUGCAGGGAAACUUUGAUUACUUGGAGGUUUUAGACAUAAGUAAUAAUCCAGUGAGACAAGCUAUGAUUAAUUGUUUGGUACCAGUGUUAAAUUCUAAUGUAUUGACGGAUCUGGAGUUGGAUAAUGUGGGAGUUGAAGGUAACGUGGCUGGGUGUAUAGCUAGCUUCAUGGACACUGCUAAGGAUUUGAAAAUAAGAAGAUUCAGCCUUUCGAAUUGUAAAUUAGUAGAUGGACAGUUUAUGCGAAUAUUCAGAUGUCUCGGCCGGGCCAAGAAUUUACAAUCAAUAACAUUGAAAGACAAUAAUUUAACAUUUAUCGCAUUGAAAAAAUUACUUCAACGACAGCCACCAGUUCCAGUAAUAAAUCUCGAGGGCUGCCAUGACAUAUUCAAAUAUUCCCCGGAUUCGGAUUUUAAAGUUUGGCUUCCGGCGAUCGACUUCGGAAGAUGUGUUCCAGAAAUAAAUGUCACUCCAAUAUCUAAAACUGACGAAGAGAGGGAGAGCUUUAAAUUGUUUUCUAAAACUUGGUUAAAUUGUUUUAAAGGUAGAGGUAUGAUUGAACAUGGUGAUGGAGGUGUUACGAAAUUUACAGCAAGAUAGUUUUAAAAGCAAGGUUGAUUGAUUAACAUCAAUCUGUUAAAUCGUAAUAUUGACUGUGCGGAGUUCGCACGCAUUUUGCUUAUAAAUACAAUAGAAAAUAUGUACCUUAAAAUCUAACAGACCGUUGAUAUGAUAGAGUAAAAUUAUUUUGCAAAGACUUCUGUGUCAAUAAGACAAUGAAAUUAAAACAGUUUAAUAAUAAUUUUAUAAACUUACACGAUAGAAAAAUUGCUAAGGAGUAAAAUUACUUUUUUUAUUCAAUACUCAUAUUGUUGCGGUCAAUUUCGUUUUACGUAUACAUCUAUACACAGUUUUUAAUUGGUGACGAGAAGUAAUUGUCUUUUUUCCUAUUUAACUGGGUCAAAUAUAUGAAAUUCAAGCCUGAUUCAUCAAUUCAUUAGUUAUGUGGGAUGGGAAUUUGUAAAAAUCAAUAGCUCUAUUCAUUGGCUCAGUUAGAGUAACUAUAAAAUAAUGUAUUCGUAAUAAUUUAAAUUUUUGUUAUAGUGCCUUUUAUUAUUAA
Messenger RNA from Vanessa atalanta (red admiral), 5037 nucleotides. RefSeq names its product tonsoku-like protein. Gene Ontology annotation, molecular function: protein binding. The record is from RefSeq and is a predicted model, not a curated record. The coding region runs from base 129 to 4517 and encodes 1462 amino acids. The transcript has 14 exons. NCBI's taxonomy places the organism in Eukaryota, Metazoa, Arthropoda, Insecta, Lepidoptera, Nymphalidae.